AUGGCCCGGGGGCUUCCUAGCACUGCCAGGCUGGCGCGCUUCUGCCAGAAGCUGAACCAGCAGAAGCCAGUGGAGGAGACGUUGCCACAUCGCCACCUGACCAUGCUGGACCUGACUCUGCUGGGUUUGGGUGGCAUGGUGGGCUUGGGCCUGUAUGUGCUCACGGGCACUGUGACCAAGGGGAUGGCCGGCCCUGCAGUGCUUGUGUCAUUUGGUGUGGCUGCUGUGGCCUCCCUGCUGGCAGCCCUGUGCUAUGCGGAGCUUGGGGCAGAUGUGCCCUACACAGGCUCUGCCUACCAGUUCACUUACACGUCUGUGGGUGAGCUGUGGGCCUUCCUUGUCGGCUGGAAUGUGCUCCUCCAGUGCCUCAUUGUUUGCACUGCUCUGGCCCGUGCCUGUAGUGGCUACCUGGACACCAUUUUUGGACGCCACAUCUGCAGCUUCACUGAGGCCCAUGUGGGCAUCUUGCAGGUGCCCUUCCUGGCCCAGUACCCAGACUUCCUGGCUGCUGGCAUCAUACUUUUGGUCUCUGCACUGAUCUCCUGUGUAACCCGUGUCUCUUCCUGGGUCGACCGCACAUUCCUUGCCAUCAGCCUGGUCGUCAUCCUCUUCAUCGUCAUCCUGGGGUUUGUCCUGGCCGACCCGCACAACUGGAGCACUGAGGAGGGUGGCUUUGCGCCCUUCGGCUUCUCCGGUAUAGUGGAUGGGGCCGCUAUCUGCUUCUACACCUUCCUGGGCUUUGAUAACAUUGUUAUCUCAAGUGCGGAGGCCCAGAACCCAAAGUGAGCAGUGCCUAUGGCCAUCACCAUCUCUCUUGUCCUGGUGGCUGGUGCCUACAUCCUCAUCUCUACAGUCCUCACCCUCAUGGUGCCCUGGCACAGCUUGGACCCUGACUGGGCACUUGAUGCCUUUCACCAGCGGGGCUAUAGCUGGGCGGGCUUCAUCGUGGCAGCUGGUGCAAUCUGCGCCAUGGUCACUGUCAUGCUCAGGUUCAUCUUUUACCUGCCACACAUGGUCUGUGCCAUGGCUGCCGACGGGCUUUUCUUCCAGGUGUUUGCCCACGUGCACCCCCGGACCCAGGUGCCCAUGGUGGGCAUCCUGGUAUUCGGUGUUCUCAUGACUUUCCUGGCGCUGCUGCUGGACCUCCAGGCACUCAUCCAUUUCAUGUCCAUUAGUGCACUGCUGCCCUAUACAUGCUUGUCCACCAGCAUUAUCAUUCUACGCUUCCGAAAGACCCCUCCAUCCAGUUCUCAGGGCCCAGGCAGCCCUGUGGGCACCGAGCAGGCCUCAGCCCCUGAGCCUGGGCAGCUGCGACCAGCCCUGAGGCCCUACCUCCGCUUCCUGGAUGGGUGCAGACCUGGAGCCGCUGUGGCCUGGGCGCUCAGUGUCCUGGUGGCCUCGGCCAUCACCCUGGACUGCAUGCUGGUCUUCGGGGACUCGACCCUGAACCUCCCGCCCUGGGGCUACACCCUGCUGCUCCUGCUCAGCUCCGCCACAUUUCUGCUCAGUCUCCUCGUCCUGGGGGCCCACCAGCAACAGCGCCGGCAGGACACCUUUCAGGUUCCCAUGGUGCCCCUGACUCCCGCCCUGAGCAUCCUCCUCAACAUCUUCCUCAUGCUGCACCUGAGCUACCUGGCCUGGCUGCAAUUUUCUAUCUGGCUGCUGAUUGGACUCGCGAUGUAUUUUGGUUAUGGCAUCAGGCACAGCAAGGAGAACCAGAGGGAGCAGAUGGUGUUGACUGUCCCACGCGGCAGCCUGGAGGAGAUGGCGCUGGCCCUGCAGCCCCCCAGCCAGGCACCGGCCCAGGAGCCCAGUCACAUGGAGCAGCACACCAGUCCAUGA
Molecule: messenger RNA, 1842 nt
Organism: Equus quagga
Lineage: Eukaryota; Metazoa; Chordata; Mammalia; Perissodactyla; Equidae
Product: cationic amino acid transporter 4-like
Exons: 4
Biological process (GO): amino acid transport; transmembrane transport
Cellular component (GO): plasma membrane
Molecular function (GO): amino acid transmembrane transporter activity
Source: RefSeq, a predicted model, not a curated record